This is a messenger RNA of Aspergillus affinis, 1344 nucleotides long. Its product is annotated as lovastatin nonaketide synthase. Bases 1 to 1344 code for a protein of 447 amino acids. Gene Ontology annotation, cellular component: fungal-type vacuole; plasma membrane. Lineage: Eukaryota; Fungi; Ascomycota; Eurotiomycetes; Eurotiales; Aspergillaceae. The record is from RefSeq and is a predicted model, not a curated record. The transcript is spliced from 3 exons.
AUGACCAGCGCAACUGUUUUCGCCACUAUGAUGAUGAUCAUGCGGAAUGUUUAUCGAGUCAUCGAGCUGACAGAAGGCUGGAGGGGCUAUCUCAUCACGCAUGAAAAAUAUUUCCUUGCGCUGGAUGCGUUACCGAUGGUUCUGGCGAUGGGAAUAUAUGUGGUUUUCAACCCUGGGGCGCAGUUUGAGACUCGGGAGAUGACGCAGACGCGAGAGAUUGGAGAAAAUGACCAAGCUGGGAAGAAUCCGUUUCAGAGAAUUCAGGUCUUCCAUGGUGUUGCCUAUCUAAAACGCGUAAACAUGAUUCCGCUACAGUACAUGAUCAAAGAUAUGUUUCGUUCAUCAUUGAGUAUGGCGGACUUUGCAGAGUCACAUACGAUGCGGGAAAUGGCCUCAGAGGAAUCUGUAUCCACACGAAAGAUCAAUUGGACUGCUGAGACCAACCAUGAUCGUCGAACUGGAACGGACGUUCGCGUUCUAUACACAGGCGCCACUGAGCACUCUGCUGGGUUUGUCCUCCAGAAAAUGAUAGAAGAUAACCCAAUCUCGAAGGUCUACUGUGUAGCACUUGCGGGAAAUCUGUUAGAUGAUAGCCUCGGAUUAACAGAGGAUCAACUCGAAUUCUUGGCUGAAAACGUGGAUGUCAUUAUUCACAGUGCUGCCAAUCGGUCUUUCUGGGAUAACUACCAGAUCAUGAAACAGGUUAACGUGCUUCCUGUGCAUACCCUGGUACACUUAGCUGCUCUCCGAAGGAUCCCAAUUCACUUCAUGUCUUCGGUCGCCGUUUAUCUGUUCAGCGGGCGCAAAGACGAGGACUAUCCCGAAACGCGGGCAAUGCAUCCUCCACCAACAGGCGGUACGCACGGAUACUUGGCCACAAAAUGGGCAGCAGAGAAGAUCCUCGAGAAUGCAUCGAGCAUGUACGGUUUUCCUGUGUAUGUUCACCGGCCUGCCCCCGUGGGUCAAGCCCAGCGGUUGUCAAAGGCGACCGUCUUUGCCGAGUUCAUGAUGUUUGCUCGAGCACUAAGACUCAAUAUCCCAAGGAACAGUAUUCAAGGAAGUAUUGACUUGCUGGAUCUGUCACGAUUUACUGGCGAUCUACUUGAGUCUAUGAUCAGUAAUACCGAAGAAAAAGAUGACUCUCAUCUAGUGCGGUAUAUCCAUCAUCGUGCUGAUAUGAAAUUGCAUCUGGAUGAAUGGCAGGAAUACGUGGGCGAACAUCUCGAGGAGCUGGAUAUAGACGAAACAGACACACAUAACGCAACGCAGUGGAUUUCCAAGGCCAAAGAAAUUGGGUUCCAUUUCUUGAGCAGGAAUGGAUGCGCGGUGUGUAUUCCUAUCUAG